CCUCUCCUCUAACUAUCAACUCCUAACAUUCUUAUCAUAAUUUUUUUUAAAAUUUAAUCUGUUAUAAAAUUCUGAUGAAAUUCAAAUUUAGUGUGCAUGAGGGUCGGGUUAGGGUUAAACUCUGUUGCCAAACACAUUUGUUCAAGCCUAACCAGAAUAGUGAUGGGUUUGAAAUUAUUAGUAAUUUUUAUCAAUGCAAGUUGUCCUGUAAUUCUCCAACGGGUGAUUUCUGUAGCAGGCCCAAAUUGCCUUCUAAUCUCAAAGAUUGGAUUUUGUGAUUUUGGUUGGUACCUUUAGAAAUUUCACAUCCACCGAAAGUCCAAACCCCAAAAGCGCUCUCUUCUUAUCAAAGCCGAAUGGGAAAAAGCAAUGGUUUGGCUUUCACUCCCAAACGAUGUGAAAAAUAGCACAGAGAAGAUCCAAAGCACAAGCUCUUCCACCAGUCACCAUCUAUCUGAAUGACCUGUUUCCAUAUGGUAAUGGCAACUAAAAUGCCAUCGUCUGUCUAUUCAGCAAAUGCUGAACUUCCAGCUCCUAGUUGUUGCGGAUCAAGAUCUCUCACUUGGGCCCUUGUCGAUUGCAUCCACAAGACUGCUUUUGGCUUUCGCAAGGGACUGCAUUCUCAGCUUCAUUUAUUUCAUGCAGCUCAACCUUCUUUUGCCAAUAAUUCCAAGAAAUUGGCCUGGUCUAUUAGGAGCAGUGCAGAUGGCAGCAGAUUGGAUCCUUCUCCUACAAAUAACAUCAACGGAGGGACCCGGCUUAAUAGGGCUAUCCAAGCUUUCCGUAUUAAAUUACUUGCAAGAAUCAAAGAGUUAAGGAGAGGUCUUCCAAUGAAAUUACUGUUUUUCUUAGUGGGCUUUUAUUGUGCAACUGCCUUCGCCACUGUUAUAGGGCAAACAGGUGAUUGGGAUAUUCUGUCCGCUGCUUUGGCCGUGGCUAUAGUGGAGGGAAUUGGGGCCCUUAUGUAUAAGGCUUCUCUUCCUUUAUUCGGUAAGGCUAGGAGACUGGUCACUAUGUUCAAUUAUUGGAAGGCUGGGCUUUCUAUGGGUCUUUUCCUGGAUUCGUUUAAGUACGAAAUGGAUAACAUUAUUGGGUUGAAUAACCCCAUUGAUUUUGAAAUAGAUCUGUUCCCUAUAUUCUUGUAACAUUGUGCUCUCUAUAAUGCUAUUGAAUGAUUUGGAGGUGUACAAGCAUUAUAAGGGCUGGUCAGGACUUGUGAGGACUUUAAUGCACCCGCAGGAGCAACAUGGUACAUGUUUAAAGGCCUACAAGUAAAAGAAGGAUGCCAAAAGAAUUUGGGGAUGAGAAAGUGAGAGAAGACCUACCAAGUUAAUGGUUUUUUUUAUGGCUAUUGAAAGAGUGGAAUGACAAGCAGUUAGUCAAGUUUAUAUAAACAUGUCAGCAGUUUUUUCGUUGUCAUAGAUGCCUGCUGGCAUUGUCCGAGGCAUUUUAUAGUCGGUAUGUUAUCAUGGGUACUUUGCCAUCAGGAUCUAAUCCAAUUUGGGAUGCCAGGAGAAUAGUUACUUCAUGCUGUUCUUAAACAUGAUUCAUCUUCCUGAAACUGUUUGAUUGGUAUCGUUCCUCUUUCCAUAACUUCCUUCAACAGAUCAAGGUAUAUAGCUGCCCAACUAUUGGUAAUCAAACUCAAGGAAGGGUGACUAUAUAUAUUGUGAGCAUCUUGCUUAAAGUGGGACUUAAUUGUGGGGAAUCAAAUGUUCAGUGUCUUUGAUAUGCCAACUUUAGAAGAUGUUAAUUCAAUAUCUAUGUUCAGUCGGAGCUUGAGAAGAUACAACAUCUCCAGCCUAUAUUAGAGUUCUCUUAGCAUUUGGUGCAAAUGUAAGGCUGCGGAUGAUGGUGCCAUCUAUAGAUUAUCCUACAUUUCCAUCUGCGGUUCAACCCAACAAAACCCUUUUCUCAACUAUUUAGAGUCGGCAUAUCAGAUUUCCUUCUCUCCCAAAAGAAUGCCAGAAUUACUACUGCUGCUUUGAUUUCUAUUUUCCAGCAAACAGGCUUCUGGAAGGAAUUAUUGUCGGUUUACGGAGCAACUGUAUGAUUCAGUUUUCUCCAUUGUCACAUCUCAGUAUGAUUCAGUUAUUUUCAUUGUCAGAUAUCAGUUUGUUGGUGACUCAUAUUUUUCAUUUCAAGUUUUCAAGAAUGCUUCUAUUCGUUUCUGGUUGUUUAUUUGAACUAUUUCCAGAGUUAUUAGUACAGUGGAAACUCAUUUAAAAGGCUUCA
Molecule: messenger RNA, 2235 nt
Organism: Cornus florida
Lineage: Eukaryota; Viridiplantae; Streptophyta; Magnoliopsida; Cornales; Cornaceae
Exons: 3
Coding region: 459-1145 (228 amino acids)
Source: RefSeq, a predicted model, not a curated record